UUGUUUACUCCUCGACUGUACACGGGCCGAGUGUUUUUGUUAUUGUCGUGAUAAAAAUAUUUCCAAUUUAAGUGAAUCUGAAUUCUAGUUGAAAAUAUCUUGUUUCGUCAUUAAUUUCGUCCCGAAUGUGAUGACUUGAAGUGCGAAUAAAGUUGCAAGUGAUUGUGAAACUAUUUUUUGCCGUACUGACAAAUUCGAUAUCAAAAGUCAUUGUGAAUAAUCGCGUCUAUGGAAUAACCAAGUCCUUACGAAUUAAUAUGCUCUGAUAUAGUUAUGUAACUGAUAUAGUUAUGUUCAGUUCUGUUAACUAUGGUAAAACAGUGGUCAGUGUAAAUAUAGUGUCUGUAUAAACAAUCUGAUGGAAUAAAUAAACACAAACAGGGACACGUGGGUCUCGCAGCGAAUCGAUCGAUAAAGACGGAAGCGCGCGCCAGUCUCUAUCAACGAGACGAUUUUAAGUCAAGGUCGCGCUACGCAAACACGUGCAAUGUCUGAUUCUAUUUACACACAUGACUUUCUAUUAGAUGGGGGGGUGGAGAUCAAACAGGAGUCCCCUUUCGAGCUCGGGUCGUCGGUGUCGGCCUCCGUGCCGAUCCCGCAGCGGCGCACGGACCUCGGCGACUUCGGCACAGACCUGGACCUGUGUCUGCAGGACAGCCUCUCAGGCUCCUAUGCCCCCACAAUGACGUACAGCAAAAUGGCGUUCGACACAGACAAUUCUACCAAAACUGAAAACUUUAAAAUGGAUGAUGAUGAUAUAUUUCAAGUAGACAAAGCCGAUUUAAUACUAGGGCCGACUCUAGCCGAAUUAAACGCUAACCCAGAUACAUUGCUAGAUGACCUAAAUUUUGACGAUUUACUUCUGCCUGAGGAGAGUGGCUAUUGUAUUCAAAUAGGUGGAGCCAUGAGUGGGUCGCGACGCGCUCCUCACUCUAUUCAAGUGCCUAAUGUGCCUGCUUCAGAGAGUCCCUGUAGUCCGUACAGUCGAGCACAGCUGGCAUUUUCUCCAUCUAGUCAACACAGUUCGGCAUCAUCCAGUUUUGCUCAGCCUAUGAACCAGUUGCCAGAGCUGCUGUUACGGCUGGAUGGCUACAGUGGGGAGAUAGCCCUGGGCCAGUCCGUGCCCGCCUCCACAGUGUUGCCACCGUUCACAUCCAGCAUUCAGCCACAGCACACACAACUGUCAUCAUCAGCACCUACUCACCUCACUAUGGAACAGAUAUGGCAAAGGCGCGAACCCCGCAAGCAUCUACUGUCAACCAGUUCCUUGGCUGAAGCUGGCUCAGUGUCCUCGCUAUCUGGAGGACUCCUGAGCCCCAGCACGGCUGACUUCUCACAGGACGAGGAUGACAGGGAUGAGACGGAUGAAGAUAGUGAUAGAUAUGAGGAUUUAUCAUCAGAUGAAUCGAAUGACGAGUCCGAGAGUAAACAAUCACGACUGAAUUCAAAAAAGGAGAGAUAUUUCUGGCAGUACAAUGUUCAAGCGAAGGGUCCUAAAGGACAACGGCUGGUCCUGAAAAAGAAGUCUGAGGAUCCUCAUGUGUUGAACAGUGUCACGGACCCUGUGUUUAGUCCGCAGUGCAGCGUAAGAGGAAUCAAACAUAGUGGCAAAGCCAGAAAAGGCGAUGGAAACGAUUUGACCCCGAAUCCUAGAAAAUUAUACUUAAUUGGAAAAGAGCUGGAUAAUUUGGGGAAAGUAAUCAACGAUAUGAUACCCGUGAGCGAGCUACCGUUCAACGUCAGGCCCAAGACGAGGAAAGAGAAGAAUAAGCUCGCUUCUCGCGCCUGUCGGCUAAAGAAGAAGGCGCAACAUGAGGCCAAUAAACUCAAGUUGUAUGGGUUACAACAAGAACACAGACGGCUGCUGAACGGCAUAAGUCAGAUAAAGCAAGUGCUGGCGAACAGGGCCACAGGAACUGCCCAGACCAAUGUCGACUGGAAUGCUCAUAUUAAGAAUGUAGUCAACACAGCAACAGAAAUAAAAAUUGCUGGUAAAACAUCAGAGUAUGUAAACAAAAUUCUGGACAACGUCAAAAGUGGGCAGGCAAAUGGUGGGCUCAAAGACAUAUAAGGUAAAAUCUGUGUGAACUGCAAAACGAAAGGCUGUUUAUCGUACCUCCAAAGUUAAUUUAGCACUGAAAAAUUAUGUAUAUCAUUAUCAUAUAAAGGCUUAAUUGUCAAAGACAAUUUUAUUUUUGUAUGGUAACAGAGUUAUAGAAAUAGUCAUUAGAAGCUUCUAAAGGCAACUAAGAGGUAGAAU
Cydia splendana is the source of this 2260-nucleotide messenger RNA. RefSeq names its product protein CREBRF homolog (gene REPTOR). Gene Ontology annotation, molecular function: DNA-binding transcription factor activity, RNA polymerase II-specific; RNA polymerase II transcription regulatory region sequence-specific DNA binding. Bases 488 to 2071 code for a protein of 527 amino acids. The transcript is spliced from 6 exons. Gene Ontology annotation, cellular component: nucleus. Gene Ontology annotation, biological process: response to unfolded protein; regulation of transcription by RNA polymerase II. NCBI's taxonomy places the organism in Eukaryota, Metazoa, Arthropoda, Insecta, Lepidoptera, Tortricidae. The record is from RefSeq and is a predicted model, not a curated record.